GUAGCAUUUAGUGUUAAAUAUGUUAGAUUGUUUUGCUAUAAUUAGUUGUUUUUUGAAUGUGAUGAAUAUGAGUUAUUGUGAUAAAUGCAAAUUUGAAUGAAUAUUAUGAAAGUGAGUCAAAUGUGCAUGUUUUUUAUCCUCCCCGUGUAGGGGAGGUGCUGUCAAAAUUUUCAAUUAUUAUAUAUGAGUAAUUUAUAAGGUGGUUAGUCUAUUAGUGGGUUGUGGUUAUAUUUAUAGUUAUGUAGCUAGUAAUUAGUGUGUUGUGGUUAGGUAAUAACCAUCCACAUUUUAUAUUGAAUGUUUAAUUGGUGUUUCAAAUAGAUGGACAAUUUUUUGAGCUUAUAUCAUGGAGGCAAUGUGGAACAAGAUCCGUAUGACAGUCACAUUAGAGGAUGCACAGAAGAUACUUGGACUCAAUGUUGGUGGCAGAGCAGUGACAGGCCAAUGUGACUCUGACGGAUGGAGGGCUAGAGUUGAGGCCUUUCUUGGUAGGGAGCUUCCUGCUGAGGGCGUUGAACGGACUGCUGGAGUAGGCAUCACAUGGCUCCGUCAGUCUUUUGGUGUGUGCCCUGCUGAUGCUGAUGAGGCUACAGUCCAGUUCUAUUGUCGAGCUUGGAUCUUGCACAUGUUUGGUUGUGUCCUCUUCCCAGACGCCACAGGAGACUGCGCGUCCUGGAUGUACAUCCCAUGUCUAACCGACUGGGAUACAGCUGGACAGUACAGUUGGGGCUCCGCUGUGCUUUCUUUUUUGUACCGGCAGCUUUGUGAAGCUUGCCGUCGUACGUCCUCCUCUUCGUCUAUAGGCGGUUGCGUCUACCUCCUGCAGAUAUGGAUGUGGUUUCGCAUACCAGUUGGUCGACCACGUGUUUUCCAGCCUAGACCCUGGCCAUGGAUGAUUCAUGGAAAUGAUCGUCUUCGACCGACGUAUGCUUAUAUUUGGGACCAAGUGGCAGCUCCUUUUGCGAGAGCUAAGAGGGCAUACAUGGAGUAUGUUAACGAGUUUGACACCCUUUCUGCCUCUAGCGUCACAUGGCAGCCAUACAACGCACCUGAGUAUGCUGGGAUGAUCUUUAGUGUAGUAUGCAGCAGUGAAGAUGAACUCUAUAUGAUGCAAUGUCCUUUGGUCUGUUUCUGGUGUGUUGAGUGGCACCUACCUCACAGGGUUCAGAGACAGUUUGGUAGGAACCAGCUAUGGCCGGUUGAAGAUGUUCCUACUUCAAAGGAGCUACACAAAUUUGACCGGCGGAAGCAAAAGAAGAUAACGGACUUUCGUCAACAUCAUCUGAUAUUAGUAAAUGAUUGGGAAUCGGGUGCUGAGAAUGUAUAUUCCAACGAUGAGUUGCACAACAAUAGUGAUUACAGGCGGUACCAAGCUUGGUACCAGGGUGCGACUCGUUGUAAGCUUCGCCAGCAGUGGACAGCGGAAGACUACGCCGACAUUGAUUCUUCAGACGAUGAAGAAACGGAGUAUGACCUGACCACUAGACUGGGAACCCAAGUGGAGGCGGCACCCAUAUUAGAUCGAGUGGGUAACACAUUGCGACGGUCGGUAGAGGACAUUGAUCGCCAACUUUUGACUACGGGCGACAGCAGCAUGCGCAGCUUCUUGCAGCGUUUAUCUAGGCGCCUACGUGGAGCUGCUGCUCGCUGUGGCUGCAGGACUACUGUUGCACAUGACGUCCAUGUACCAUCGUGUACCGACACAGCAACGCCCUCCACAGGUCUUGGUGCUGGCUUCGACUACGAUCACGACGAGAUAGGACCUUCACAGCUUGAGGGGGCUCCUUCGACACAGCCAUUACAACCACAGGAUCGUAGGCGACACCGCUCUCCACAACGUUACACUCCAGGCACCGACGCUUUAGGCAAGGGUAAGACUAGGAGACGUUGAAUUGGUUUGGACUCUAUGGACUUGUUAUGUAACGUAUGAAUUAUAUAGACUUGUAAUGGACUCAUUUGGCCUCUACGGGCUUGUAUGACAUUUUAAUGGACUUGUAAUGAACUUGUUUAGACUUUUAUGAGCUUGCUUGGAAUUGUUUACAAUUGUAUGCA
Messenger RNA from Zea mays, 2052 nucleotides. Its product is annotated as serine/threonine-protein phosphatase 7 long form homolog. The transcript has 6 exons. Gene Ontology annotation, biological process: meristem development; meristem maintenance. The coding region runs from base 347 to 1891 and encodes 514 amino acids. The record is from RefSeq and is a predicted model, not a curated record. Lineage: Eukaryota; Viridiplantae; Streptophyta; Magnoliopsida; Poales; Poaceae.